Molecule: messenger RNA, 1717 nt
Organism: Quercus lobata
Lineage: Eukaryota; Viridiplantae; Streptophyta; Magnoliopsida; Fagales; Fagaceae
Gene: HDA08
Product: histone deacetylase 8
Exons: 3
Coding region: 288-1430 (380 amino acids)
Biological process (GO): epigenetic regulation of gene expression
Molecular function (GO): histone deacetylase activity
Source: RefSeq, a predicted model, not a curated record
GAAAUGGGACCAUCACCAAGCCACUGCUUGCCAGUCAUGAAAUCUAAAGGUUGCCUUAUCAUCCACUCAUCCUCAUCGUACCGCAACAAGUGUAGAGUACGAACAACAACCAAAAAAAAAAAAAAAAGUAGAGUACUGUAGUGUUGAGUGUAGUUUGUAUUGUCACCCUCAUCAGAGUCAGAGAGAGCACGGCAGAAAGAACCGAAGGAGGUUCCAAAAUCCUCUAAAUUCUAAUACUACUCCCUCCCAAACUGACAACUCUAACAAUAAUACCUUCCAAUUCUAUCAUGCCUACUUCUCCAACUCCAAUGGACCCCAUAGACGUGUUCUGGCACGAGGGGAUGCUUAAACACGAAACUGGCACAGGCGUUUUCGACAGUGGCAUGGAUCCUGGGUUUCUUGACGUCUUAGAAAAGCACCCAGAGAACUCAGACAGGGUCAAGAACAUGCUUUCCAUUCUCAAACGGGGCCCCAUCUCUCCUUACAUCUCUUGGCAUCCUGGCACACCUGCUCUCGUCCCUCAGUUGCUCUCCUUCCACACUCAAGAAUACAUAAAUGAACUAAUUGAAGCAGAUAGGAAUGGAGGAAAGAUGCUUUGUACCGGAACAUUCUUGAACCCUGGAUCAUGGGAUGCCGCACUUCUUGCUGCUGGUACUACUCUAUCAGCAAUGAAGCAUAUACUCGAUGGCUGUGGCAAAAUUGCGUAUGCAUUGGUUAGGCCUCCGGGUCACCAUGCUCAGCCUACUCAAGCUGACGGGUACUGCUUCCUUAACAAUGCGGGUCUUGCUGUUCAGUUGGCUUUGGAUUCUGGGUGUCAAAAGGUUGCAGUUAUUGACAUUGAUGUUCAUUAUGGCAAUGGAACAGCAGAGGGGUUCUAUAGGUCAAAUAAAGUUCUUACCAUCUCCCUUCAUAUGAAUCAUGGGACUUGGGGUCCGUCUCAUCCGCAGAAUGGAUCUGUUGAUGAAGUUGGUGAAGGAGAAGGGUUUGGGUAUAAUAUGAAUAUACCUCUACCAAAUGGCACUGGUGAUAGGGGGUAUGUGUAUGCCAUGACCGAGUUGGUCCUUCCAGCAGUUGAAAAGUUUGAGCCUGAUAUGAUAGUUUGGGUUGUUGGCCAAGAUUCAAGUGCUUUUGAUCCAAAUGGAAGGCAAUGCUUGACGAUGAAUGGUUAUCGAGAGAUUGGGCAGAUAGUUCGUAGUUUGGCAAAUAGGCAUACCGGCAGUCGCCUUCUUAUUGUCCAAGAAGGUGGAUAUAAUGUUACAUAUUCAGCUUAUUGUCUUCAUGCAAUGCUUGAAGGUGCGCUCAACCUUUCAAAUCCACUAUUAUCUGAUCCCAUCGCUUAUUACCCAGAGGAUGAGGCCUUUUCUGUAAAAGUAAUUGAAUCCAUUAAACAGUACCAACAAGACACUCUACCAUUUUUAAAAGAAGCUUAAUUUGAAGGUAUUUGCUUUACAUUCUGCUCUUAUAAUUUGUUUUCCACUUGUAAACCUUUGUAUAUGAUAUUCUAUUUACAUUAAUAAAUAGUAAGUUAAUUGUAAAUGUUUGUUAUUUAAAUUUAGAAAUUAAUUUUUUACUCAUCAUGGUAGGCAGGGGCAAAACUAGAAAUUUAUCAUGAGGGGAGCCAAAGCUAAUAUUUGUGAGAGAUUUAGAGUAUUAUAGUAAAAUUUUACUUUUACAUGUAUGUAUGGAUAGUCAUUUAUAAGAUAAUAUUAAAAGAAAU